AUGAACACUACAUCUAGCGAGCUAAUCGCUCUCAAGUCCCCAAUGACCAAAAACGCCAGCCUAGUCUUCUUCCUCCAUACAGCCGCCAAGAUCAUCAUCCUCCUCGCCAUCGUGGAUGUCCUGAGAGUGCUCAUCCGCCAGGCGCAGGUGUACCUUGAUCAACAUGGACGCGAGCACAACGAGAUCCACGGCCCGCAGAGAGUUCGUCUCGUCCGCCGCCGCCGCCGCUUCGACGAUGAUGUUCUUGGAUUUCCUUUCUAG
Molecule: messenger RNA, 261 nt
Organism: Aspergillus viridinutans
Lineage: Eukaryota; Fungi; Ascomycota; Eurotiomycetes; Eurotiales; Aspergillaceae
Exons: 1
Coding region: 1-261 (86 amino acids)
Source: RefSeq, a predicted model, not a curated record